ACACAAGCUUAUCCCGAUACCACGAUUACCAAAAAAAAAAUAUCUUCUUAGAUAUAAAAGUAAUUACAUGUGUCGUUUUCGAUAGUCCUACAUACAACUGAAAAAUCAAAAUCCGAACUUUUCUUACCUCUCUAAAUGGCUACACCUCCUCUUCCCGGAAAUGGCCCUGCUACCAACACAACAUCCAAGAGCAAACUGACCAGAUUACCCUCGAAAGUCCAAACACUAUCAUAUUCAGGAUUGGGACAUAAGGGUCAUUUGAAGUCGGACCAGAUAAUGGAAUGGCCCCAUAGAAUUGUCAACAGGACCAGAAAGAUGGCGUCUUAGCUUAGAAGCCAAGUAAACCUGAACACCUACGUACCUGCAAUGGAUAUAUAUUCAAAAAAAAUUGCUUCUUGGCUUGACUUCCACAUCAUUCAGGCGCCGGAUUCCGAAUGCCGGGUUCUUCUCCUUCUCCAGUCUUUGUAUAUAUUUCCUGCGUAACUGGGAGCAAACAAAAUGGCAGCCCUUGUACCAGGAGUACUGAUUAAGCUUCUCCAGAAUAUGCAUUCCAAUAAAAAGGUUCGUGGAGAACAUAGAUCAGUCCUUUUACAAGUCAUCAGCAUUGUUCCUGCUUUGAAUGGAUCAGAACUAUGGCCGAACCAUGGUUUCUUUAUUAAAGUUUCGGAUUCUUCCCAUUCGACAUAUGUCACGUUAUCCAAAGAGGAGAAUGAGUUCAUAUUGAACAACAAAUUGCAACUUGGCCAGUUCUUUUAUGUUGAAAGAAUGGAGCCUGGAACUCCAGUUCCAGUUUUAGUAGGGGUGAGGCGACUUCCAGGGCGACAUCCAUUUGUAGGUAACCCGAAGGAUUUAAUGCAAAUGUUGGAACCAUCUGAAGUCACUGUUCGAAAUGCUCAGGAAGAUGUAAAUGGUUCGAAGUUGAAUGAAUCGCCUGAAUUGAACAAAGAGGACAGUAAGAACAAAUUUGUUAUCAAAGAGCAAAAGACGGUUGUUGCUUCCAGGUACAUGCGAGGAGUAUUAACCUCUAACACAAAGAUUGGAGGGCUUGAUCAAGGUACUGGUGUGAAAGGCAUUGAGAAUGAGAACCGUGGAGCUGCUAAAAAGGCCGUACCUCUGAAAGAGAAACAAUGUGAGCUUAAAGGUCAGACACGGUCUUCAACUCCUUUCCGCAGCCAGUCUGAUGCAUUUGUGAUAAACUCAGGAAUAAAUAAGCAUAUGAAAACUCCAAGAUUUUCAACAUUGAAACUCACAACAAGCAAACAAGAAAGCAUCAGAGAAAACAGUCAAUCCUCAGAAGCAUACAUGCCUUGGUCCUCACUACCAACCAACCUUGCAAAGCCUGGGAAGGGAAUACUUAGGAGGGGAUUGUUAGCUUCUUUAGUAGCAGCAGAAGCUCAAGAAGAAGCGAAGGAAGCAGCAAAACUUCUUCAUUGCCUCAGAAUGUUUGCUGAACUGUGCACCUCAGCAUCACCAGAAUGUCCCCAUAUAUCUCUCUCCAAGUUUUUCGCGCUCAACAAUCUCAUUGAACUACCCAGUACUGUUAAAACAAAAGAGCUAACCCCAGAUGAUUUUGCUACCAAAUUAUCUGUUCAUGAGAAGGUGAAAGAAGGGAAGAUGACAUGUUUCAUGAAUGGUAAAGCUACAAGCAAGUCUUUGAAGCCUUCUGUGGAACUUUCUGGGUCUGAAAAGCUAGAGUGGGCAAAAGGAGAUGGUUCCAAAGACAUCGUGGAACUAAGAGAGCUUCUGUUAAAUGAAAUACAGUAUUGGUUUCUCAAAUUCUUGGAGGGAGCACUUGAAGUUGGACUCUGGCAGAACAAGCAGGAACAAAAAACGAAAGUAAGUGUACCACGCCAAACGGAGUCAAAAAAUCAAAUAGCCUUCACACUAUCACAACUUAAGCAUGCAAAUGAAUGGUUGGACAAAGUAAGGAGUACCUUAUGCUCAGACAAAAACAACGUGGCUGAUAGAGUUGAUAGAUUGAAGCAAAAACUCUACACUUGUUUACUGCUUUACAUGGAUUCAGCCGCUUCAGCUCUUGGAAAACCGGCCUCAUAGACAAUAAUUCAUGGAAAUGGACCAGAGAUCCUAAGAUGCGUUCGUCAUAUUCUAUUUAUGUAAACAUUAUGCAAGAAGCUAUUUAAAGCCACCUUAAAAGUGGCCAAUAAGCUGAUAUUUAUGGUUCUGUAUCUAAUUAUUUCAUGUAUUUUUUUAAAAAAAACGGUUGUUACAGUAAGUUAAUGAUGACUUACUUGCAUUGCUGUUAA
Molecule: messenger RNA, 2264 nt
Organism: Solanum lycopersicum (tomato)
Lineage: Eukaryota; Viridiplantae; Streptophyta; Magnoliopsida; Solanales; Solanaceae
Source: RefSeq, a predicted model, not a curated record